Messenger RNA from Penicillium paradoxum, 1554 nucleotides. RefSeq names its product putative serine peptidase, family S28. Gene Ontology annotation, molecular function: serine-type exopeptidase activity; dipeptidyl-peptidase activity. Gene Ontology annotation, biological process: proteolysis. The coding region runs from base 1 to 1554 and encodes 517 amino acids. The record is from RefSeq and is a predicted model, not a curated record. Lineage: Eukaryota; Fungi; Ascomycota; Eurotiomycetes; Eurotiales; Aspergillaceae. The transcript has 5 exons.
AUGUAUUUUUCCACCAUAGCUCGAGGGACUGCGGUCCUCGCUGCGCUGUCGGGUACAGCUGCAGGAAUGGGAGCUAGCAUGUCGCGAUUCAAGCGAGACCUGAAGCUUUCGGCUGAGUUUGGCGUCCCUCCUGAUGUGCUGCUUUCUCAGAAGACCUCUGUGUAUGAUGUGACUAGUGCCGAGCUUGAUGAUUUGGUUGAGGCGGAAUAUGCCUCGCUCCCCAUUGAUCACAGCAACUCUUCAGUCGGUGAUUAUUUGAACCGAUAUUGGGUAUCGGAAAAGCAUUACAAAGAAGGUGGACCAGUCUUCGUGUACGAUGGUGGCGAGUCAACGGCUGCGGUUCCGGCUCGAACUCAUCUGAGCAAUACGACUUCAUUCUUCUAUCAGCUGCUUGAGGAGUUUGGGGGCAUGGGCAUUGUUUGGGAGCAUCGGUACUAUGGAGAUUCCUUGCCGUACAAUGUCAGCCAGAGUACGGAGCCCGAGCAUUUCCAGUACCUCAACAACAAACAGGCUCUGGCAGAUAUCCCGUUCUUUGCGGCCAACUUCAGUCGUGAAAAUUAUAAGGAUGUCGAUCUGACCCCAGAUGCGACACCAUGGGUCAUGUAUCCCGACACAAUUUAUGCCUCUUUGGCUUCAUCCGCCCCCGUGGAAGCGCGCAUCGACAUGAGCAUAUAUUUCGACCAGGUCUACGAUGGAAUUGUGGCCAACGGGCACCUGAACUGCACCCGAGAUAUCAAGGCAGCACUGUCGUACAUCGAUGAACAGCUAUCAAAGAGCAAGGAGUCGGCAGCGGCUAUCAAGCAGAAAUUCUUCGGCAAAGGGGCCGAGAAAAAUAGCCAUGGCGAUUUCACCGCCGCACUGGCGUCGAUUUACAACUUUUUCCAAGCCUACGGUAUGGGCGGCGGAUUGGGUAGUCUGGAAUCCUUCUGCCAGCAUAUGGAGACAGACCCUAAGACUAGCGACCCCGCUCCCCCGCAGGGAUUCGCUCGUUCCCGGGGUAAGAAAUACGCCGCAGAGCGAUAUGCCUCGUGGCCCGUUUUCAAGCAGCUGGUCAACAUGUAUUACGAGACCAACUGCGACCAGCUCGAGCCCAGCCAGCCCCUCUCGUGUGUCCUGUCACCACCGGCUUUCGAGCCAGAUUCCAUCAGCUGGACAUGGCAAUACUGCACCGAGUGGGGAUACUACCAGACCAACAACUUCGGUCAUCACUCACUAUUGUCCAAGUAUCAGACCCUGGAUUAUGCGCAGGACUACUGCAACCGAAACUUCCCGGAAGCUGUGAAGAAAGGUUUGUUACCCAAACACCCGCAGGUUGACGCGAUCAAUGCGGAGACUGGCGGGUGGACUAUGCGUCCAUCCAAUGGGGUGACGUUCACCACGGACAUCCCCAAGUGCAAUGUGGAGACGGGCGAGGACACCCUCUUUGGUUACAUCAUGGCCAAUGCGGAGCACUGCUUUGAUUUCCAACCGUCGUUUGUGCCUGGGGCGAUUUCCCGGGGAUACUUUUCCACCGCGUUAAAGGAGUGGCUAGAAUGCUUCGAGCCUAAGAACUAA